Messenger RNA from Vicia villosa (hairy vetch), 579 nucleotides. RefSeq lists its product as uncharacterized. The record is from RefSeq and is a predicted model, not a curated record. Lineage: Eukaryota; Viridiplantae; Streptophyta; Magnoliopsida; Fabales; Fabaceae. The coding region runs from base 1 to 579 and encodes 192 amino acids. The transcript has a single exon.
AUGGUUAAUGGGUGCCCGACGAAGGAGUUUUAUGUUGAGAAAGGAUUAAAUCAAGGUGACCCUUUAUCCCCCUUCCUUUGUGUUUUAAUUGCCGAAGGUUUAGCGGGUCUUAUUCGGAAGUCGGUUGAUAAUGGAACUUUUAGAGGUGUGAGAAUUAAUGAGAGUAAUGUAGUGGAUAUCUUUCAAUUUGCGGAUGAUACACUAAUAGUGGGGGAAGGUAGUUGGAACCAAGUUUGGGCUAUUAAAGUGGGUUUGAAGGCGUUUGAGAUGGUAUCGGGUCUUGGAAUCAAUUACCAUAAAAGUAAGUUGAUUGGUUUAAAUGUGACUAGUAACUUUAUUGAAGCCGCCGCUUUUGUUCUCUCUUGCCAAGUGGAUGAUUGUUUGUUUCUUUUCCUUGGGAUUAACAUUGGUUGUAAUCCUAGGAAAUAUUCUUCUUGGAUCCCUCUUUUAUCUAAGAUGAAGAAGCGUCUUGCGGGUUGGAAGAAUCAUUUUCUUAGUUUGGGAGGAAGAAUAACUCUCUUGAAAUUUAUCCUUGGAUCGCUUGCUAUUUUCACUAUGUCUUUUAUAAGAUGCCUAUAA